Messenger RNA from Hippocampus zosterae (dwarf seahorse), 6748 nucleotides. It is a transcript of the gene pard3bb, whose product is annotated as par-3 family cell polarity regulator beta b. NCBI's taxonomy places the organism in Eukaryota, Metazoa, Chordata, Actinopteri, Syngnathiformes, Syngnathidae. Gene Ontology annotation, biological process: intracellular protein localization; establishment of cell polarity; microtubule cytoskeleton organization. Gene Ontology annotation, molecular function: protein binding; phosphatidylinositol binding. The transcript is spliced from 27 exons. The record is from RefSeq and is a predicted model, not a curated record. The coding region runs from base 367 to 4089 and encodes 1240 amino acids. Gene Ontology annotation, cellular component: cell cortex; apical junction complex; apical plasma membrane.
AGCAGGCAGCCUGCUGUGGAAGCGCUGGUCAGGAACUGGCCAGCAGGAGCGACACUUGGGAAGGAAUCUCCAAAACUUUUCCCAAAGUCUUUACCUGUCCGUUACGCGUCGUUUCCAGCUCGUCUGAUGUGAAAACGACGCGCAAUCAAGUGACGCUGAGCGAUGAAGUGGACGUCACCGAGGGCUUGGAGAAAGGAAACAUGAGAAGAGGGGGGGCAAAACUUGUGGAAUGAUGCCUGAGCGACUGCACGUUUUCCUACAAAGUUCAGCUAAGGCUUCCAGUGUUCUGUUCCACCACUCUGCAGUUUUAUCCACUACGACUCAGCUCUCCUGCCAUCACCUAAAACUUCAGGGAAGAGUCCCACAAUGAAAGUGACAGUGACAUUUGGACAAAUGGGUGUGGUGGUUCCUUGUAAAGAGGGAUGGACUGUGAGGGAUCUCAUCGAACAAGCCACCCUGAGAUACAGAAAACUACUGGAAAAGGAAGGGGAAUUCGUAGUUCGAACACACCAUGUUGAAUACUGCGAUGGAGGGAUUCUUGACCCUGAUGAUAUACUGAGUGAUCUUGUGGAGGACAAGGACAAGCUGAUGGCUGUGUAUGAAGAACAGGAAGCCCAAGAGAGGGAUGUAGCCAACACAAGCCCUUCCCCCAGCCAUGAUCGCUACCAGGCUGAGCUGUCUGUCUUCCAGCCAAUCACGGGAGGAGAGAUAGAAGUCAAUUCAUCAGCUCUCAAGUCAAACACCCCCCUGCUGGUGAGAAGCAGCAGUGAUUCAGCUCUCGGUACUCAGUCAGCAGAGCGUGAAUCCUCCCGCCAGGAAGAUGCCUCUGUGAUGGCUGUAAGUCCAGCUGUUGCAAGACCCCAAGUCAAAUAUGUUUUCAGUGACAGCCUGACCCGAACAGUGGAGAUCCUGGGAGGGGACAGUCCUUUGGGAAUCCACGUGGUUCCGUACUGCUCAUCACUCAGUGGACGGUCUCUUGGAUUGUAUAUCCGCGGAGUGGAGGAAGAAAGUCGCUCCAGUAAGGAAGGUUUGUUCCAGGAGGAUGAAUGCAUUGUCAAGAUUAACAACACAGACCUCAUGGACAAGACGUUUAGCCAAGCCCAAGAAAUCUUCCGGCAGGCAAUGCACUACCCCAUGGUCACUUUGGAAGUACUUUCCUCAUCCAACCGAGAACGCUUUGAGAAGAGUCUGAUCGGUCAGCUUUUUAGCAACAAUUCUAGUCCUGACAGCAGUUCCCAAAUUCCCAAAACCAAAGAGCCACCUCCGCCUGUCAAAGCCAAACCUGUGUUCAAGCCUCCCGAGAGUGCCAUUGUGAGAGUGUCAGAAGCUGCUGGCUCUCUGGAAGCUGCUAGAUCUAAAGGAGGGAGUGAGAGCUCGCUCUCAGAAAAAAGCCCUGCCCUUUCCAGUCUGAUGGCCAGUAAGAAAGGAGGACGCAGAUUAAGAAUUGACCUGAAGAAAGGUUCAGAGGGUCUUGGAUUUACAGUGGUAACUAGAGAUUCGUCAGUUCACGGUCCUGGUCCAAUUCUUGUCAAAAACAUUCUGCCACGUGGGGCCGCUGUCAAAGAUGGACGCUUGCAAUCAGGAGACCGCAUAUUGGAGGUAAACGGUGUUGACAUAACAGGUGUCGGACAGGACGAACUGGUGUGCAUGCUGCGAAGCACACGGCACGGAGAGAGUGUGUGUCUUGUGGUUUUACGACAAGAAGACAUGUUUCUACCCCGUGAGAUGAAAGAUGAGGGGUCCCAUGACUCUGGCUUAAUUUUGGAGAAUGGAAAGGAGCAGCUCAUGUUCGAAGUGCCACUCAAUGACUCUGGGUCAGCAGGUUUGGGUGUCAGCCUCAAAGGAAACAAGUCAAGAGAGACCGGAGAGGACUUGGGAAUUUUCAUCAAAUCUAUUAUACAUGGAGGGGCUGCUUACAAGGAUGGACGCCUGCACGUCAAUGACCAGCUGGUCGCUGUGAAUGGAGAGUCUCUGCUUGGACGCUCCAAUCAUGUGGCCAUGGAGACACUCCGCCGCUCCAUGUCACAUGAGGGAAAUGUAAGAGGGACCAUUCAGCUUGUGGUGAUGAGAGUUGUGAAGGAUCAACAUGGCCUGUCAUCCAGCUACUCAUUUGACAACUCCCCGAUGUUGCCUGGCUUGGUGAAUCAAGUGAAUGGUCCCACAGGAUUGGUUCAUCAAACGAACAUGAACAGCACACUUUACACAUCAGACGGAUCAUAUACAAGUUAUUCUCACAUGGAUGAAGAGGCAGAGCAGAAUGGACACGGAGCAGAGGCAAGAAGCUCUGCUCAGCAGUUCUCCUACCUUCAUGAAAGGGAAAUGACCCCAACCCAGUCUGAACUCCAGCAGCAGUUCCAGCAUUUAAAGGCCUCCAAGAGCAUAGACUUAAGCACCACUCCGAACCAGACACACAUUGUUGCAGAUGAAAUCCCUGUAGGAUCCCUGGUUAAAAACACUGCAGCUCCACAAACCCCUGCUGGACUUGGUCCGACUCUGGGCUUGAAAAAGUCCUGUUCACUGGAGAGUUUGCAAACUGCUAUGUCUGAAGUUAAUAGAAAGAUUGAACUCCUACCUUUCCAUCGCCCUCGUCCAAAUAUGGGCAGAGGAAGAGGUUGCAACGAGAGCUUCAGGGCAGCGAUCGAUAAGUCCUAUGACGGGCCACCUGAUGACGAUGACAAUGCAUCAGAGCAAAGUUCUGGACGGGAAACGCCAGCAAGUAGCUCUUCACGCCAAGGUCUAGGGGAUCCAGUGGAGGAGAAAAGUAAAGCGGACAAGAAAAAGAAAGUCAAAACCAAGAAGAAGGAUAAGAACAGAGGCAAAGGAAAAGAAAAAGAAAAGAAAAAAGCAGAGGAAUCUGAGGAGACUGAAAAGAAGUCUAAGAAAAUAGGCUUUGGCCUGUUGCGAUUUGGAAAGAAAAAAGAGGACAAGAAGGAGGCCAAGACAGCUUCGCCGCGUCAGAAGUCAGACAUUCUGACUGACCUGGACUUUGAAAGGAUGAAAGAAGAGCGUGAGAGAAAUGAGGCAGGACAUUCUGAGCUGCAUGAGCACCGCUCCAAAUACCAACACGUUGCAGGUGGCAGACACAUAUAUGAACAUAUCGAGGAUGAUGACGCAGAUCCCAAUUAUGCCCAAAUACAGUCUUUCAAGGACCGUAAUAUGGUUUCACCACCACAGCCACUGCUUCAGUCCUCGCCACACAAUAUAGUCCAGCAUGGUCAUCUCAGGACCCCUUCUCCCCAAGGCCCAUCAACCAUUUCUGGGCAAGCCAAUCGAAGUUAUGACCCAGGGGCAAUACCUGAAGCCGAAUUUGAUAAGCUUUAUGCAAAAGUCAACAAACCUAAAGGAACUGGGACUGCCUCGGCUCCUGUCUCUGCAACUUCCAGCGACAGCAACAUGGAUCGAAUCCAACUGCUAAAAAAAGAAUACCAGCAGGCAAAGCGAGAGGGAAUGGUGCCCACAUAUGAGGAAGUGGACCCUCGACGUCUCGGGCAUGAUAAGGACAGGAUUCCGGGCAGAGGGAAAGAUCAUCGAAUCGCGCCACAAUAUGAAGAGGUGGAGCGUCAGUAUGCCUCCCUGCCGAGACGAGGUCCAUUGGAUCCAGCUGAAUACACCAUGCAUCCCUGGGCAGGUCAUUACAUGAGUGUUCCCCAGGCUCCGCAAGGUUACCACAAGGCCCCGUCCUACCCCCACCCCAACUUGCAGUCCCCUCCAUCAUUCUCCAACUACCCCCCAAGUCAACCUUAUUCACGGCCAGGGGACCCUCGGGGAGUUGACUCUAGUUUUUACCCCCACCCAAGGGAAUUGAAUGCAACGGAUUCUUCUUCUGCUCAUGGUCCUCUUCAAUCAGCUCACCAAAGCUCCCAGCAGAGAGGACCUUUGCGACAGGAUGUGCCCCCAUCACCCACUCCACCGCUUCGGGGACUGCGGUAUGACACAAUGACCCGUGGAACUGCUGGUGGAGGCGCUUACAGGCACCUUGGGGGGGAUCCUAGUCCAGAACAGUAUGGCUACACCGGGGAGACUGGACGGCAGCAACAUCAGCACCAAACCAACCCAAGACAAAAGAAUGCCAUGACUGCAGCUGUGUAGAUUUGCAUCCAGAGAGGGAAAUCAGAAAAUACUCAAUAGUCUUUUAACACAAUGCUGUAUUCGGUGCACCAAUGAGUAGCAGAAAUCAAAGCUCAUUGUGCUGGAAUUCUGAUUUCUCUCACUAUCAAACGCAAUCUGCUGUUUGAAGUCCAGUGACAAGCGAGACAAAGGAGGUUAAUGGUAUGCUGCAAUACACGAAAUCGCUUUGUUUGAAGUCAUGAUAAUUGCCUCCCUUAACAAACGACAUCCACUAACUGUGUCUUUAGAACCAUGUCUGCUCUCACACCAGGGAAAUAUCAGUCAAUCAGUCGGCUGGUUGGACCGCCACUUCGGUUACAAAUGAACUCCAAUAUUGUUUCACAAUCAGGAUUUGAUUGUGUCUAAUGUACAACCAAAUACUGUCUUACCGCAAAACAUUCAGAUCCGUAGUUUUGGGCAUGAAUACAUUUACACGCAAGGCAGAGUCUGAAACUUUGUCUUUCUGCACUUACGAAUGAUGGCAUUGAAAUGGUAACGAUAUAACAGUUAACCACAUUUGAAUCCAAGUUUUAACCACUUCAGUUAAUGUGACGAUGCAAUAAUUAGUUCAAUUUAGUUUAUCCAUGAUUUUUCGCUUUUUUAACUUUAAUGUCUAUGUGCAUAUUGUAUACGAAAACUUUGAGUCACUCCAACUAGUCACACAAGUAGCACACAAACUGAUCAAGAUUAAAUAUUUGUCUUUCUGAAGACGAAUAGUGACAAAGGUCAGGACGUACCACUGUUGUAAACAGGCCCAAACCACUGUUCUGUUCGAAACAUAAACCAUUCGAUGGAAUACAUUUGGUUGUUUUUACGACCAAUAUAAUAAACUCUCACACUCCAGGCGAUUUCAGCAGAAUUCUUUAACUAUUUACCUGAAUGUGUGAUAGUAGUAUCAAAUAAGACAAAUUAAGUACACUAAAAAAAUAGGGGCUGUAGAAUUGGGGGGUAAAGGGAUUGCUAGAGGACUGGAAACAUUCCCCCUCCCACGCCCCCCACCCCCCUUUUUAUUUUUUUUUAAGUCCUAUCAGUCCACACUCUCUUUGGCCUGGUGAUGUGUUCAAGUACACACAGGAACCAAGCGAAAGGGUCCACUUAGUGUUGGCACACCAUUUAACCACUUGCUAAAAAGUCACUUGACAGAAAUAAGCGUUCAAACCUGUGUUAUCAUCUUUUCUAGUUGAACAACAUGUCAGUGGAUAAUACAUGCACCAAAAAAAAAAACAUUUCAGAAUCAGCUCAAUUGCUUUUGAUGAAACUCCACUGAAGCAUUUCAUUUUGGUUGCAAUUUUGCUUGUCAAUUUUGGCCAAAACAAGAGGGUACGAAUAAAUUGAAUAGAGGGCUAAGAAAUGAAACGGUGGUGUUGGAUGACGGUAAGGAUACACAAGGGGGAGGAAGAAUGUGGCUCAAAGAUGCAGUGCAGGAUUUCACGAAAGUGGCAACAGAAGAGUUUGAGUGAGAGUUUCGAGUAUACUGUAUCCUGGAAAUGUAACUCUGCAGUGGGAGGAAUACAUUUUUAGCGGUAAGGUUAAUAAUAGUUCUCUUCACUCCAGGUAUUACUGGAAAAAAAACGGUAUUGCAGUAUGAGUGUGAGCGUGGGGAAUGUACGAGUGUCGGAGAAAAUGAUCCAAAAGCAAAUUACCGAAGAGGAGCUCCACUUCACUGAGAUGUGAAUGUUACAUGCAGUCACUUUACUAUCAUUACAAGUCUGUGGUUAGUCUCAAUGGUCACUGACCAGGUGCGUCAGAAAAACUCCAGGACACAAAAGAUAUACAGUGGGGCCUUGAGAUAAGAGUUGAAUUUGUUCCGUGGCCAUGCUUAUCUCAAAUCAUCUUUCCCCAACGAAAUCAAUGGAAAUGCCAUUUAUACUUUCCAGCCUACCAAGAAAACAACCAUUUCUGUUUUUUUUAAUAAGGAAACUAGCCCUCUUUAAUAUUAUAAUUCAUUGAAAAAAUAUAUAGUAAUGUCGUUAUAGGAUGCAAAGAACAGUUCUGCCACAUUUCUUGCUUCAAUUCAAUGGACAUUGUGCUGCUCCUUUUGCAACUAGGCCACCAGGGGGCGGUAUGAGAUGAGCUCAGUUCAGCAAAGGCGUCUCAGAUUUUUGCUUGCAAAUUAAAGCUAAAAGUCAUCUGAGCGAAAGUUGUGUCACUGGUGUCCCAAGGUGCUCACUUGUUUGUAACUCCAGUCCUGGAACUUUUCUGACACAACUUGUACAAAGAACUAUAUGCAAUUCGUAAUUUUGAUUUUUUUUUAACUCCUUUUUUUUUUAUGAAUGUCUUUAUUAAUAUGGAUUCGCAGAUUGUUUCACAAAAGUCACCUUGCAGUCUUUAAGCACACGUUUUACACGAAUGAACAAGCAAAUCUUUUGUGAAAAGUGCAUACUGUUGCACGGUCCAACAUUCUGUAUGCAAGCUCUGUUCUUUUUUUUAUGGUAUAACCUAAAGGUACAUUCCAGGAGUCCCUUUUUUAAGACUUCUAUUGCUCACCGAAACCAGUGUAUGAAGGAAAAAUAAUAUUUUUAUGAAGUAUAUUGUUUGUAAAAUCCAUGAAAACAAAUACAACUGUCAUUUUUGUAAUGGUCACAUUUUAUAUUACAGCAUUUAUAUAACAUUUUUUGCAUUAAAAGUGUUUUCAACAAAA